Molecule: messenger RNA, 918 nt
Organism: Cariama cristata (Red-legged seriema)
Lineage: Eukaryota; Metazoa; Chordata; Aves; Cariamiformes; Cariamidae
Gene: TNK2
Product: tyrosine kinase, non-receptor, 2
Exons: 5
Biological process (GO): protein phosphorylation
Molecular function (GO): ATP binding; protein tyrosine kinase activity
Source: RefSeq, a predicted model, not a curated record
GUGUUCAGUGGGAAACGCCCCGAGUCGGAGCUGCCACCCCAGCCCCAGAGCACUUUCCGCAAGCCCCCCACGCCACCGCCCCCCGAAGCUGGGGGUCAGCACUCCCUCACCUGCCUUGUGCGGGAGCGGGACCUCUCGCUCUUCGAGAAGCUGGGCGACGGCUCCUUCGGCGUCGUGCGUCGUGGCGAGUGGUGCACGCCUGCCGGCAAGACGCUGAAUGUGGCGGUGAAGUGCCUCAAGACAGACGUGCUGAGCCAGCCAGAGGCAUUGGAUGACUUCAUCCGGGAGGUGAACGCCAUGCACUCCCUGGACCACAGGAACCUCAUCCGCCUCUAUGGCGUGGUGCUCUCCCACCCCAUGAAGAUGGUGACAGAGCUGGCCCCGCUGGGCUCCCUCCUGGAUCGCCUGCGGAAGAACCAGGGCCAUUUCCUCAUCUCCACCCUUUGCCAGUACGCUAUCCAGGUGGCUAAGGGCAUGGCCUACCUGGAGUCCAAGCGCUUCAUCCACCGCGACCUGGCUGCCCGCAACAUCCUGCUGGCCUCCAACGAGCUGGUCAAGAUUGGGGACUUUGGGCUGAUGCGAGCCCUGCCCAAAAAUGAUGACCACUACGUGAUGCAGGAGCAUCGCAAGGUCCCCUUCGCCUGGUGUGCUCCCGAGAGCCUGAAGACGCGCACCUUCUCCCACGCCAGUGACACCUGGAUGUUCGGGGUGACCCUCUGGGAGAUGUUUACCUACGGGCAGGAGCCUUGGAUCGGCCUCAACGGCAGCCAGAUCCUGCACAAGAUAGACAAGGAAGGCGAGCGGCUGCCACGGCCCGAGGACUGUCCCCAGGAUGUCUACAAUGUCAUGCUGCAGUGCUGGGCACACAAGCCUGAGGACCGACCCACCUUUGUGGCCCUGCGGGACUUCUUGGUGGAG